Molecule: messenger RNA, 1710 nt
Organism: Dipodomys ordii (Ord's kangaroo rat)
Lineage: Eukaryota; Metazoa; Chordata; Mammalia; Rodentia; Heteromyidae
Gene: Ces4a
Product: carboxylesterase 4A
Exons: 14
Coding region: 1-1710 (569 amino acids)
Source: RefSeq, a predicted model, not a curated record
AUGAGAUGGAUGCUAGAUUUGAGCCUAACCAUCUGUCUGGCUCUACAGACAGCCCAAGGCACUUUGCACACUAAGAAGCCUAUAGUGGUCACGAAAUAUGGGACCCUCCAUGGAAAACAGAUGCAUGUAGGGAAGACACCUAUCCAUGUCUACCUCGGAGUUCCCUUUGCCAAACCUCCUGUGGGUGCCCGUAGGUUUGCUCCUCCUGAGCCACUGGAGCCCUGGAAAGGAAUCAGGAGAGCUACCACCUACCCGCCUGCGUGCCCGCAAGAGACCUUGGGACAGAUAACUUCCAUGUACCUAAACUCGAGGAAAAUAUACCAAUUGCUGCACUUCAGUGAAGACUGCCUGUACAUGAACGUGUAUGCACCAGUGCGCACACCGGGGGACCCUCUGCUGCCAGUGAUGGUGUGGUUCCCAGGAGGCGCCUUCAUCAUGGGUGCUGCUUCCACCUACGAGGGCUCACAGCUGGCUGUCCGUGAAAAAGUGGUGGUAGUGCUUCUGCAGAACAGACUGGGCAUCCUGGGCUACCUAAGCACCGGCGACAGCCAGGCCCGAGGGAACUGGGCAAUGCUGGACCAGAUAGCAGUUUUGCGUUGGGUACAAGAGAACAUCAAGGCCUUUGGUGGAGACCCGGAUAAAGUGACACUGUUUGGCCAGUCGUCGGGGGCCAUGUGCAUCUCAGCACUGAUGAUGUCACCCCUAGCCCGGGGUCUCUUCCACCAGGCCAUUUCCCAGAGUGGUACAGCACUGAUCUCAAUUUUCAUCACUCGUGACCCACUGAAGGUGGCCAAGAAGGUUGCACACUACGCUGGCUGCACCCACAACAGCACAAGGAUCAUGAUAGAGUGUCUGAGAGCUCUAUCAGAGGCCAAGAUGAGGCGUGUGGCCAGGAGGAUGAAAUUCUUAAAUAUGAACUCUCAGAAAGACCCACAAGAGAUCAUAUGGUUUCCGAGCCCAGUGGUGGAUGGUGUGGUGCUCCCAGAUGACCCUGCAGCACUCUUGGCCUUGGGGAAGUUUUCACCUAUCCCUUAUCUUCUAGGUGUCAACAACCAUGAGUUUGAAUGGGUCUUGCCUUAUAUAAUGAAGUUUCCACUACAAAAGCAUGUAAUGAGAAGAGAUGCUCUCAUCAAGGUAUUCGAGAAGACCAGCACCAUGUUGAAUAUCACUAAGGAACAGAUUCCACUCGUGAUGGAUGAGUACCUGAGUAACAUGUCUAAAGAAGACUGGAAGAUGAUAAGAAGCCACGUGAUAGACUUAGCUGGAGAUGCCACCUUCAUGGACUCAACAGUGCGAACUGCCCGCUACCACCGGGAUGCUGGCUUCCCUGUUUACUUGUAUGAAUUCGAGCGCAAAGUUCCCUCAAGAAUAGUUAUCAAACCUCUUAAGGAUGGAGCAGACCAUGGGGACGAGAUCCACUACAUCUUUGGAGGUCCCUUCUCCAAAGGCCGAUCUACAAGUGAAGAGAGAGCGCUUAGCCUCCGGAUGAUGAAAUACUGGGGCAAUUUUGCCCGCACAGGGAACCCUAAUGAUGGAAAGCUGCCCUACUGGCCACGCUUUGAUGAAGAUGAAAAGUACCUGCAGCUGGAUUUUACUAUAAAAGUUGGUAUGAAGCUGAAGGAGAAGAAAAUGGCCUUCUGGGAGAGGAUACACCUUCAUCCUGAGAGGCAUACAAACAUUUCUGAGAAAGGCAAAGCAGGAGGAAGCUGA